This is a messenger RNA of Daucus carota subsp. sativus, 1020 nucleotides long. RefSeq names its product uclacyanin 1. Gene Ontology annotation, cellular component: plasma membrane. The record is from RefSeq and is a predicted model, not a curated record. Gene Ontology annotation, molecular function: electron transfer activity. The transcript has 2 exons. Lineage: Eukaryota; Viridiplantae; Streptophyta; Magnoliopsida; Apiales; Apiaceae. The coding region runs from base 234 to 893 and encodes 219 amino acids.
CAUUAGUCAGCCCUUUAGCUUUCUAACCUGACAGCAAAAAACUUUCUGGAGUCUAAAGUAUAUACAUACCUAAACCAGUCAUAUAUUAUAACUAAAAGGUAUUUUUUUGUCCUGCUAUGCCUGUAUAUAAAUAGUCUAGCUUUGUUCGAACUAAAACUCAGACCAUACCAUCUAUCACUCUUUCGAAACAGACAUUCUUAUUGUUAGAGCUGCCUCUUGAGUCUUGAUCAGCAAUGUCGAUGGUAAGAACACUAGUAUUGUGCUUGGCUGCAGCAGCCAUGAUCGUUAACUCAGUUAUCGCAACAACUACUUUCACUGUAGGAGGUUCAACAGGGGGGUGGGAUACUGCCACCAACUUACAAGCGUGGUCAUCAUCCCAGGCAUUUUCAGUCGGAGACAGUCUGAUUUUUCAGUACACACCAAAUCACAAUGUUCUGGAAGUUUCAAAGGAGGACUAUGAUGCCUGCCAGAGUAGUAAUCCAAUCCAGGUGUAUCCGAGUGGUGCCACGCCCAUCUCUCUCACUUCUCCAGGGAGCCGAUACUUCAUUUGUGGAGCAGGUGGACACUGCAGCUUAGGAAUGAAAGUUGAGAUUGUAACACUUGCAGCAUCAGCCCCAUUACCUGCUUUAUCGCCAGACAUCACCGCUCAGCCUUCUGAUCCCUCAACCUCCCCUGCUGCUUUCUUCCCCUCGCCUACAGAAACGCCAACAUCUCAACAACCAGCUAACACAGGUCCUACAGCAAUUCCUAGUUUUCCUCUAACAGGGUCUCCGCAGAGCUUUGAUCCAGCCAACGCACUGUCUACCCAACCUCCACCAUUUUCAGCUGCUAAAGUGAGGACUACUUCAUCUAUUGGCUUUGCUAUUCUCAUGCUGGUGUCAUUGUUUCUCUAAGCCCUGUAUUUUUCAGCCACAUUCUCUUGAAUGCUCUUUUCAUCUCAAUACAUUGGAUGUGAUAUGAUUCACAUCCAUUUGCAGGCAGAUAACUAUCUCACUAAUAUGAAUUUAUAUUUACUCUAAA